Messenger RNA from Lycium barbarum (goji berry), 1894 nucleotides. RefSeq lists its product as uncharacterized. The record is from RefSeq and is a predicted model, not a curated record. The transcript is spliced from 2 exons. The coding region runs from base 489 to 1742 and encodes 417 amino acids. NCBI's taxonomy places the organism in Eukaryota, Viridiplantae, Streptophyta, Magnoliopsida, Solanales, Solanaceae.
AUCGGAUGAAUGAGUGAAUUAGUGGGUAUUAAAUUGGUAAUAAUAUGAAGAAUAUGGGUGAAUAAAAGGUUAGAGAUUAUAAAUGUUACAAAAGAAAUAAUGUCCAUAUUUUUACCACUAACUAUGUGGUUAAAGGGAUAAUGAAGGCCACAUUCUGCCAAACAUGGGAAAUUAAGGCAACAAUUUAAUUUGUUAUUUUAUUAUUAAAAUGCUCACUCACAUAAUGCAACAAUAUGCUUAGAUAAAGUUGAGUAACUUUUCAUCAUAAAAAAUAGUUUAGUGGUUUUUAGUAUAGUAUAAAAGGAAAAUUGAGAUCAUUCAUGAAAUUAACCCCAAAAACAGGUGAGAAUGCAAAUUCAUUAGGAAAGUAAAAACGAGAUCUUUUUUUUUUAAUCUGCAAUUGGAUUUUGAUCAUUCUCAAUUCUUGUGGAGCAGAGAAGCAGUGUGAAGAACCUGAAAAGCAUACGAGGUUAGAUUUGCAGCAAGUUAUGAAUGAUCAACAUAAACAAGAAAAUCCCACAGCUCCAACAAUUCUUCCAGCAAAACGAAGGCGUGGUCGUCCUCGAAAAGAUGAAGGUCCAGCUAAAAGAAUAAUCUUGCAGACUCCAAUAGCUCCAGUACCUGAAAUGAGCCAAAAAGAUAGCACUGAUGGAAACAUGUUGGGACAAAUAGUUUCUGGUGUCAUUGAUGGUUCUUUUGAUGCAGGUUACUUCCUUUCUGUUAAGCUCGGUAACAACGCCACCAUGCUCCGCGGAUUAGUCUUCGAGCCGGGGCGAUUUUCUCCAAUUACAGCAGCAAAUGACAUUGCCCCACAAGUUAAAAUGCAUCACAGAAGUAGAGUUAUAACUCUACAAGAUCAAGAAAAUAGUACCAAAAAGCAGUUGGACAUGCCUCCUGGACAAAUUUUGCCUGAUAAUCGACACGCUGAUAGGGAUGAAAUGCUCAAAAUUCAAUCCCAAUUUACCCCUUUAUUGGAAAACCUUAGAAUGGUUGAACAAGACGAGGUGAUGGAGGUAUUCGAAGUCAUGAACCAAUCAGAACGUCCUGAGUUAAAUGCAGAACCAAGUAAAUUUGUAGACUUUUCAGAAUCCAUGUUGGGAUCAAAAGCUAGUGAGGGAACAAGCGCUAGCACUAGCAAAGGGGAGAACCAAUAUAAUAAUAAUGUUGUCGAUAAGUCUCAAGAAAUGGAACUAGAUCGAAAACAGGUUAAUUUUGAAGUGGUGGAGAACAAGUCCAAUCUUGAAACUUUACUUCAGCCAAGAGAGUUGGUUCAAUGUGAACAACAGAAACUCGAGAUCCACCAAGCUCGCCGUAUAGAUACUCAAGAACUUCCUACAAUUAAUCCAGAGAUUCAGCUGAAAGAGUUGUCACAAAGUGGACAAGGGAAUCAAGAUUUUCAACCCCACCAAACUCCUCCAUUUCUUGAACUUAACUUUGUUGCCCAAGAAUCAGUAGCAGCAGAAAGUAAACUCCAGCCAAGUGAUCCAAUUCUUAGUGAACUGAAAAAUUCAUCUUUUGAAGUACAUUUUAUUGACAUGCCUCAAGCUGUUGAAUCUGUACAAGAGAAUCCAAGACAAGUUCUUCCUCAAGAGUCAGUCAGUGGAUCAAUGGACGUUAUGAUGGAAAAGCAAAGUUCUACAAAUAUCAAGGAACAACAAAGUAGUGAUGUUGGGACACAAGUUAAGGUUUUAGGAAAGGAAGAAACUUCACAUGAAAGGGAACAAGCAAGUGAUCUUAAUUAGUGAUAAACUUGUGUUAGGUUCACAAUAAUUUCUUUCCUUCCCACUUCCUCAAGGUUCUCUUUAUGUUCGUGGUUAAAGCCAAUUUAUUUUGUGCCCUUUCACCCUUUUUUCCCUUUAAAUGGCAUGUCUAUUCUAAGACACUAGUUUAGUGA